GAGCAUGGAAAAAAAAUGAGCUUAUUAGCCCUUUGGGUAAAGUCUCAUCGCGGCAAGGACGGGACCUUUCUUCCAGGCACAGUCACUGAAGAUUUUGUGGAUGAUGCAAAGGCUAAGAUGGAAACGUUGAGGACAGUAGAUCCUUCUAAAUCUGAACAAGAACUUGAAAAUGCAGCUUUUGAGGACACUAUGCAUGGUGGAAAGAUUCCCGAACGCCCUGUAGGGUACGGACUUGGAGUUCGAAAGAGCGACGUUUAUGGGGUGCAUGGUGUGCUAAGGAAGAAAGGGUAUGGGAAAGUUCGAGAGAGGACCGUGGUGAUGGAAAGUGUGAAAGAAGAAGUGUCAGCUCUCAGCAAGAAAAAUGAAAAGCUUGAGAAGGAAAAUGAAAAGCUGCAAGCCCAAGUGAAAGAGAAUAAUUUUCUGCUUACAACUUUUAUUGGACAAUUUUCUCAAUUCGUAGGUCAAGUUCGUACAGGAACUGCUUCUACAGAAGCUCUAAGUUUAGCACAGCAAGUCUUGGGCAUGGCACACCAAAGGGUUGUCCAACGUGAUAAAGGAGCAACAAAAGAAUGAACCAGCCUGAGACACUUGAGCUUCAUAUUAGCUACUACGAACAAUCGUCUGUAUAGCUAGCUAGUUAUUUUAGUCUUUAUUAUCUACUGUACUAUGAACCAUCGUCUAGGAACAAUCCUAGUUAGUUAUUUUAGGCUUU
This is a messenger RNA of Spinacia oleracea (spinach), 712 nucleotides long. RefSeq lists its product as uncharacterized. The record is from RefSeq and is a predicted model, not a curated record. Lineage: Eukaryota; Viridiplantae; Streptophyta; Magnoliopsida; Caryophyllales; Amaranthaceae. The coding region runs from base 16 to 573 and encodes 185 amino acids. The transcript is spliced from 3 exons.